Frieseomelitta varia is the source of this 1063-nucleotide messenger RNA. Its product is annotated as chymotrypsin-like elastase family member 2A. The record is from RefSeq and is a predicted model, not a curated record. Bases 38 to 976 code for a protein of 312 amino acids. Lineage: Eukaryota; Metazoa; Arthropoda; Insecta; Hymenoptera; Apidae. Gene Ontology annotation, biological process: proteolysis. The transcript is spliced from 5 exons. Gene Ontology annotation, molecular function: serine-type endopeptidase activity.
AGACAGUUGUGUACAUGGUGUGCGUCUCUUCUUGGAAAUGAAUCUCCGCGGUGGCCUGGCGGUACUUUUCUUCAUUCUCGCGGAUGUUGAUUGCACGAUCCUGAGGAUCGUGCAGGAAAAUCAUUUCUCGUCGCAUAGGCAGCCACGUGCGAUUCUAUCGGUGAAAAAUGUCACUUCCUCCUCCGUGGCGGAGGGAAAGGACGCCGGAAGAACGACAGGUCGGAUAUUCAACGGAAAGCCGAGCAAACGAGGCUCUUGGCCCUGGCAAGUGUCCCUGCAGCUCCUCCAUCCAAAGUUAGGAUUUAUCGGUCACUGGUGCGGCGGUGUUCUCAUUGAGCCCACUUGGGUCGUCACAGCUGCUCAUUGCAUUCAUAACGAGCUCUUCAAUUUACCAAUCGGUGCAUUAUGGACGGCGGUGGUCGGCGAAUGGGAAUUAGACUCUGGUGGACGUGGCUCGGCAAGACUACCUGUUGAACGGGUGAUCCUCCAUGAGAGAUUCAACAAUUACUUACACGACAUUGCUCUGAUGAAGUUAGCCAGACCAGCUCCUUUGUCGAAAGCAGUACGAACAAUAUGUUUACCGGAGCCGGAAGAGGAGCUCAAGAAUGGACAAUGCGUUGCUUCUGGCUGGGGUCGAUACGGCCCCUCUCAGUCACUUUCCACUGCACUUUUGGAAGCCUCAGUGCCAUUGCUAGAUCUUGAAAUAUGUAUGAAAGCUUAUGGAAAAUCAGUACCGCUCCGACGCGGCCAUCUUUGUGCUGGUCACACUGAUGGUUCGACCGGAAGUUGCGUGGGUGAUUCUGGAGGGCCAUUGCAAUGUCGCCGCGCAGACGGAGUGUGGCAAUUGGCAGGUGUCACGUCUUUCGGAUCAGGAUGUGCUAGACCAGGAUAUCCCGAUGUCUACACUAGGAUACAGUAUUACGUGAAAUGGAUAAGAAAUAUCAUGAGCAACAACGAUGACACGCAAUUUUUAUAAUUGUAAUCAGUAUAUUAACUCGCGUCUACCUUGAAAUGUAGAUACAAUUAUGUAAAUAUUAUUCAAACAGGCAAAUAGACCAUUGUA